Molecule: messenger RNA, 854 nt
Organism: Ilex paraguariensis (yerba mate)
Lineage: Eukaryota; Viridiplantae; Streptophyta; Magnoliopsida; Aquifoliales; Aquifoliaceae
Source: the annotation of a GenBank genome assembly
CUGAUAAGCUGAAUCUAUUUGAUAGAUCUAUUUUCUUCAGACAGCACAGCACAAAUUCGCACAGUGAUCUAGCAGUAGCAGGGGUUCAUCUACCUCGACGGGCCUGGAGAGCUACACAUUAUUGGAGAAUCUUGAUAUUGAUGAUGAGGUGUUAAAUUACAUGGAAGAAAAGUUACCCUAUUUUCCCUUGUGACAAUCUGUUAAAGCCCUUAAAUUUCAGAACCCCCAAAACCAAAACCUAAUCGCUCGCAAAAAUGGCAUUCUCCAGAGCUCGCACAGCUUCCUUGACACUCCUCCACACAUUCCUCCUCCCUCCAAUCCGCCAUUUCAAUACCACUCCUCUUCAGUCUCGCAUAUCAUCAACGAUGAUGAUGAAUCAAAUGCAAACCCUCGAUAUCAGCUCCCAAAUCGGAAGCUGUAUGCCCUUAUCCAUGAUGCGAAUCGGAACCCUAAUCCACAACAUUGAGCUCAGACCGGGCCAAGGAGGCAAGUUGGUCCGAGCCGCUGGUACUUCGGCCAAGAUCUUGACGGUGCCCUCGAAGUCGACUAGGUUCUGUGAAGUGAAAUUGCCGUCCGGAGUGAAGAAACUGAUUGAUACCAAGUGUCGGGCUACGGUUGGGCAAGUGUCGAACCCGGAACAUAGAAAGAAGAAGUUGAGAAAGGCGGGGCAGAGUAGGUGGCUUGGGAGAAGGCCGGUGGUGAGAGGUGUGGCCAUGAAUCCUGUUGAUCACCCUCACGGUGGUGGGGAAGGGAGGAGUAAGAGUAGCGGGAGACAUGGUCGGACUUCGUUGACGCCAUGGGGGAAGCCGUGCAAGAGUGGGUAUAAGACUGGGCCACUCAAGCGCAAAAAGUAG